AGGUCGAAACCGGGCAGUUGUUGAUGCCAAAUUAGAGAAGAUGGAGCAGAAGAAGCGAAAAGAAGAAAGGAGGAUGGGUUUGGAGAGACUGCCCAGCAGCUUAUUGAUAGAGGAAGUUCUGCUCAAGUUGGAAAUAGAGGCUCUGUGCUCAGUUUCAUGCGUUAACAAAGCCAUGAGCUUCUCAGUCUCUCAGGCCCUGCCUUUACUCUCGUCUAUCAAUCUCUCUGCAUUUUCUCCUGAUGCUCAGAUUCUGAAUAGUAUUGUUGGUGGCUGCAGGGGCCUCCACAGCCUCACCCUAAAUUGUCUCCACCUUGACAAUUUGUCACUCGGAGUUAUUCUGGGCACACAUCUUCAAGAACUGAAUUUGUUAAGCUGCUCCCUGCUGUCCUAUCAAGUCUUCACUUCCAUCGGGGAGGCCUGCCCCAAUCUCAGGGUGCUUGUGUUAGAAUUGGUAGACCAGUGCUCAACUGAAGCAUUUAAGACCAACCUGGACCAAAUGCUUAAUGGAUGCUUGUGCUUGGAGUCUUUUUCUCUUAAGAUUCGAGGGAGAGAUGUAGGAGCAAAUGCUUUUCAGUCCAUUGAUUUCUUCCUGCCUAGUGCUCUCAAAAGUAUGAAGUUGCAGUCAGUGCUUGAGCAAGAUGUAAUUCGUCUCAUGGAUAAGAUUAGAGUUGGUGCUGAUAGGAACAGUGUGCAAACAGCUCAUGUCAGCAUCCCCGUCUCUCCAUUAUCAUCUGUAUUCACAUUGCAGCGCUUGUCCCUUGUCUUAGAUGCUAUAUCCGAUGAGCUAAUCAUGGCCAUUUCCGGAAAUCUCCCCGCUUUGGUAGAGCUAGAUCUUGAAGACAGACCAGUUAAGCAACCAUUACCAAAUCAUGACUUAACCAACACCGGGCUUCAAUAUUUGGCCUCUUUCCAUCAUUUGAUGGGAUUGUCUCUUAUACGAAGUAGACAUAACCAGCAAGUCUCAUUCAAAAGGGUAAACGAUAUGGGCAUGUUUCUUCUAUCUGAGGUCUGUAAAUGUCUAGAGUCAGUGAGACUCUGUGGGUUUUCCAAAGUCAGUGAUGCAGGUUAUGCAUCGAUCUUACACUCGUGUCUGAAGUUGAAGAAGUUUGAAGCUCGGAAUGCCUUUUUUUUGUCAGACUUGGCCUUUCUUGAUGUUACUGAGUUCCAAUGUUCCCUUGUUGAGGUGAAGUUGCUGUCCUGCAGUCUUAUAACUAGUGAAACCGUGAAGCAGCUGACCCGUUCUAGGGUCCUGGAGGUGCUUGACCUGUGUGGGUGUAGGAGCAUAGCAGAUUCCUGCCUUGGUUCCAUUUCAUCCCUUCGUAGCUUAAGUAUGCUGAAUCUCGCAGGAGCUGAUAUUACAGAUUAUGGCUUAUCGGUUCUUGCCCAGGGGAUUCCAUCCAUAACACAUUUGUGUCUCAGACACUGUGAGAGGGUGACUGAUGAGGGAAUUUCUUUUUUGUUCCAUGGUGGAGGCACAAUUCACAAAACAUUGUCAGCCCUGGAUUUAGGACACAUGCCUAGAAUAUCAGAUGAAGCCAUUUUUACAAUUGCCAUGGCUGGUACUGAGAUUACUGAGUUGUGUCUCCGGCAUUGCUCUGUGACUGAUGUUUCUCUAGAUUGUUUGGCUAUGAGGAAAACGUUUCGGGACGAAUGUAAACUACUUCGGAGGCUUGACCUUCUGAAAUGCAUUGGUUUGUCUGUUAAUUCACUGAGGUUUCUUAAGAGGCCUUCCUUCCCUGGACUACACUGGCUUGGUAUUGGGGGCACACCUCUUGCUAGCAAAGGAUAUCCAACUCUUAGCAAAAUUCAUAACCAGAGGCCAUGGCUGACAAUAUGUUUGGAGGGCUGUGAAAUGGGAUGUUAUGAUGGAUGGCAAUUCCAUAGAGCUGGAUAUCCUCAAUGAAACCCCCCCCUUAUACGAAGAGUUGUUUCUCUAUCUUAUUUGAUGAACCCAUUUUAUUGUAAGAAUUCAUCCAUAUAUAUGAAGCUGUAACACCA
Messenger RNA from Prunus mume (Japanese apricot), 1998 nucleotides. RefSeq names its product RNI-like superfamily protein. Gene Ontology annotation, cellular component: SCF ubiquitin ligase complex. NCBI's taxonomy places the organism in Eukaryota, Viridiplantae, Streptophyta, Magnoliopsida, Rosales, Rosaceae. Gene Ontology annotation, biological process: SCF-dependent proteasomal ubiquitin-dependent protein catabolic process. The record is from RefSeq and is a predicted model, not a curated record.